Molecule: messenger RNA, 2535 nt
Organism: Symbiodinium sp. CCMP2592
Lineage: Eukaryota; Dinophyceae; Suessiales; Symbiodiniaceae
Source: the annotation of a GenBank genome assembly
AUGUCCACACUUUCCAACACCUUGGGCACUCGGCCUCCAGAGCAAAUUUGGACCCUGCGGGUUACUAGCGCUCGAAGCAAAUCCUUGACGGCAACACUUUGCAACGAAGUGGAGCUGUCAACCUGCACGAAUCUUCACACCGCGCCCUGCAGUGCAGUGCCCAAAGGAUGGCAGUUGCACCUGCUGCGAUGUGUGGAGCCAUCGUUAGAGAUCGCCUCGAGGGGCGCGAAGCUCUUCCAGCUGCUCGGUCUUGAGGCGGUGAGCGAAGAAGAGCUCGAGGCCGUGGCGUUCCGCAAGCUUCUGUCUGUGGCGAAGGUGGGUGCAGAGUCGCAGGCAGGGUUCGACGCCAAGACCUACUGGUGUGCUAUGGCUGUCCUCCGUCGGAGCUAUCUGUUGGGUCGGUCUGCGCCGGCACCGGGUUGGGCCAGCCUUCGUGGGGCCGUAGCAUUGCUCUCUGACUCCCAGCAGAUGAUUCCCGCACCCCAGCUUCGGCUCUGGUCCUUUCUGGGCAUUGAGCUGAGGCUGCCCACCUCCAUCAUCAGCAACAUCUGCACCAUCGCCGGCAUCGAGCAGAUCGACCCGGGGCGCAGCCCGCAGCCUUUCGUGGAGAGGGCUGCAGCGCCUCCUGCCAGCCUAGGCAUCGUGAUGGAUCCCCCGGCAGAUGAGUGGCACCUGGGCUGGGAGAUUUUCCUGCGCAACGUGUUCGGCUGCCAGCCAAUGGAUCCCUUCGCCACACCUGUGCCUGGGGGUCCACCUCUGGCUGAAGGCUUUGUGGAGGCUCUCCUGCGUCUUGGAGACCUCCUGGCCUCCGGCAGCUUCUGGCGGAAGGUGCAAGGCAAGCCGACUGGAUUGGCAUACCUGGCCGAUGUCAUGAUGCUAGGACAGUUCUCAGAGGCAGCCCGCCUUCGGCGAGGCUUCCUGCGGCGUCUCGCAGUUCGGAGUGCCUCUUACGAUGCGGGGCGUCAGCUGGUGCUUCAGGACCUUUUCGUCAAAGAGGUGUUUCAAGGUACUGCUGGCUGCUAUCUGCCCUACAUGGAUUCCCUCCCGGACGACCCGCGGGUUUUGGCCUUGCUGAAAUGGUGCGGUGUGUCCGCUACGAUGGAUCAGGCGAGCUUGAUGAAGGCGUUGCGGUUUGUCCGGGAGACGCAGGUCGAAGACCUCGGCUUGGUUUCUGAGCUCUACCGGCUGCUUCACGAACGUGAUUUUGUUCCCGGCAGUGAGAAGAUGUUUUUGGUGCCUGGCAAAGGCUACUUGGCGAAGGAGGAUUGCGUUUGGAAGCCGUUCAGCACUGAUCUGCUGCAGAAGUGCUGCAACCUGGAGGUCCUAUUGGAGCACUACAGCCGAUUUGGGAUGGGAGUCAGGCAAGCUCUCACCUCCUGGGUCCUGGAGAAGCCCGAGCACUCUGCCACACAGUUGUGUGAGGCUCUUCUCCAGGCCAUCGACUGCUCGCGAGCUCAUCCGUUUCGACCAGAGCGCAUGGCUGGCAAAGUGCCUAUCCAUGCGCAGACAGCAGCCUCCCAGCUGUUUCCCGCAGCCAAGAAGGUCGUGGAGGAGCUGGUGAAGCUCUGCGUGGGGGAGGUGGAUCCGAUUGGUGGUUUCGUGCGAUUCCAGCCGCCAGUCGGCGGAAACAAGCGUCCGGAGACAACGGUGUUCAACCACUUCGUCCAGCACCGCAUGAUCGUGAUUCCUGGCUUUGAUGUGCAAUGCAGGAUUCUGACGAUGAGCGAAGCCUACUGGUCGGUGGACGCCCCGUUGCACGGAACCCUGGCCGAGGAGUCUGCACUGGAGAAGCACUACGGCCAGGGUGAAGAAAGGGAGGCGGCUUACCAAUUCUUCACGGAAGUGCUGAGAGUCAAGCCGAUCCUGUCGGCCGCUGACUGGCAUCAGAUCCAGUUGAACCAGGCCCAGUCACGAUCCAUGACGAUGGACGACGGGGUGGACGACCCAAUCCAGGAGGGCUUGCGCAUCUUCGCCGCCAAGGCGCCGUCACCGACACCCGUGCCUUUGGAUCUUAAUCGUGCACUCCAGGCAGCCUACGAUCGCGUGAACCACUCCCAGCCUCCAGAAGAGGGCCCGGAAUCCGGGGGAUCCCAAAGCUCCUCUUGGAAUCAAGGGCCUCGGAUUUGGCGGCACGUUGGAUUCCUGGGCAGCCAUCAGCACAGCUUCCCACUUUUUGCAGCAAACGACGUGCAGCCGCCAAUGGUGGAAACAUCUGACGAUGAAAUCCAGCUUCUGUUACAGCUCUGUCGCCAGUUCGGCCUCUAUCCAGAGCAUCUGGCUUUUGCCUACGAUCCUUCCGGGCUCAGCGUGGGCCGGGAGAGAAUGUUCUUGGACGUGAAGUACCUGCAACGAUCAAGGCUGCUCAACGCCCAGGCUGGCUACGAAGCCAUGGUCUCCUAUUGGAGUGGCAAGUUCGCCAAGCUGGUGGCGAACCGUGGCCCCUGGAUGCGCACGGUAGUCAGGGUUGUGCGGAGUUCCAGGUAUCGGCAGAUCGCUUAUUAUGAGGAACUGUCCUACAAGAUUCAUGAUUCAUGA